Verruconis gallopava is the source of this 2803-nucleotide messenger RNA. RefSeq lists its product as uncharacterized. Lineage: Eukaryota; Fungi; Ascomycota; Dothideomycetes; Venturiales; Sympoventuriaceae. Gene Ontology annotation, cellular component: nucleus. The transcript is spliced from 4 exons. Bases 171 to 2348 code for a protein of 725 amino acids. Gene Ontology annotation, molecular function: 5'-flap endonuclease activity; 5'-3' DNA exonuclease activity. Gene Ontology annotation, biological process: DNA recombination; DNA double-strand break processing; mismatch repair. The record is from RefSeq and is a predicted model, not a curated record.
GGUAGCUACUGGCAACACCUUCAAACCCACCUGUCAAACCUCUACCCUCAAGGAAUUGGCAACCUUCUAAGCCAAAAUCUUGUUCCGUGCACGCCUCUCGCGAUCGAAAACCUUUCGUCCUACUUCUCCGUCGACGCAACAGCCCCCACCCCCCCCUUCCCCAUGCCAGGAUGAUCACACAAUUUGCAGAAUGGUCUGCUAACAUUGCCGAAACGGCCGCACUGUCCACGCUUUCCGGGUCGAGCAUAGGAAUAGAGGCUGCCGAGUACCUGAACCGCAUCCAAGACUUCAAGCUACCGCCCUCGCAGACGGCGGGCGUGCAGCCGGAGCCGCUUCUUCCUGCUCUGGGCGGCGUGCCGUUCGGCCUUGCGCGAGUGGUUCGAAUCCAUCUUGAAAUAUGGCGACGCCACGGCAUCAAGCCUGUAUUCGUGUUCAGCGGACUGAACCUGAUCAAAGACGACUUUGAACCCAGCGAGCAGGCGGCGCGAAAGCUGGAGGAGGCGUGGAGGUUCUACGAUGCAAACAACGCCCUCGCUGCCGUGGAGACGUUUAAGACGUCUGGUGCGGUCAAAGCACAUGAUCUGUACCGCUUCCUGCAGACGAUUCUGAGGGAGGAGAACAUCGCGUGGAUGGUGGCUCCGUACAUGGCUUCCGCACAACUUUAUUACCUCGCCAAAGUUGGCGCGACGGACACAACGUUCGCAUCCUCGGAGAUCUUCCUGUUCGACAUUGAGGAAAACAUCACAACAUGGAAUUUUGAGAACGACAGUUUCGUGUGGGUCAGGCGGAGAAACUGCCUGCAGUCUUUGGGCAACAUCUCAUCAGACGCGUUCGUGGACGCCUGCUUGCUGGCAGGUUGUGACCUGUGUCCUAGUCUUCCGCAGCUAGACUUACCAAUCCACCGCAAACAACCCAGGCUCAAGAGCGCCGCGGAUCUUGUGAUGAAUCUGGGACGAGGCACCGGCAACGGGGUAUACCUGCACUUCCAAGACGACGUCACAAACAAAAUGCAGGAACAAACCGAUAGGUUUCGGAAGGCCAAGGUCACAGUCAAGCACUCCGUCGUGCUGACUAUGAGUGGGAAGGCAGAGCCUCUUGAUGUUACCAAUGCUCCGGGCAAAAUUCAUGAGUUCAUCGGCCAAAGGCUUCCAGAUGAGCUGUACGGCUACUUCUCAAGGGGCAUCAUCGGGCCUCGCGUCCUCAAUUGGCGAACCUCGGGCGAGUUCCUCAUGCAUCCACCUCUGGAUGGCGGAGAGUCUAAAGAGUAUCGCGACCUGGUCCGGCAGCAACUUACUCCUAUACAAACACUUACAAUUGGUCUGUUGGCCAGCCCAUUGCACCACUACUAUCAGCGAACGGACAUCAUCAAGCGUGUCUGGUUUGACAAGGAUCAUCCGGAGAAGAUUGUCAUGAAGACCGACUAUGACAAUGAUAAGACCAAAGGUCUCAUCGAUAGUUGGAACGUGCCCCAGUCUGUUUUCGGCGAAGAGUUCAACAGGCACCCCAACUCGUCUCUCUUCGGUCUAUGUGUCAAGUCACUCAAGAAUAACGAGUUUGCAGCCCGAACCAAGACGUUCAAAAACAAAAAUCGGCUGCUCAUCUCCAAGGAUGAACUUCUAGCGAAUGCAAUCUGGCGUAUGCUGCGCCUUCGUAACUAUAUUGACGCCGACCACAAUCUUACCUCGUCCGGGGAGAUGCUGUACACCAUGGUCAGCAACUUGCCCCUCGAGCUGCAAGAGUCAGCACUCAUCGCCACCGAGCUUCUUCAGUAUAACCGUCUGAACGCCGACAUCACAGUGCCGUACACAGGCGUCCCUGAUGCCCAAGCAGAGUCUGUCAAAAAGCAAAUGUUGCUCAUUAGCCGCAUCGCAUGCCUCGGCCCCCUGAAACACCAAGAAAUCGGGUACACGGGAGUGCUCAGCAGGACAAUGCUGAGCUUCGGCUGCGUCAUUGAGGCGGUCAGGCAAAGCCUGAGGGAUCUUCUGGAAGUGUGCUUGACCACCAUGUUACUGAACGGGGAUGUAGAAAGGGAUAGGCCGGACUUUAACGAGCUAGGUCUCGACCUGCCACUGCUUCUCCCGAUGUCAUGCAGUCUAGGCGUCGCUGUUGCCUACCACCUCACUGAGUGUGCCAAACUAGACAUGCGCUCACAGGCUAACCGCGAGGCGCUGCUGAAUGAUGAAAAGUCCAAGUUCUGCUACACCAUUGACUUGCCGUCCAGCUUCGAGACAGCCUGGACCUUGUGGGAUGCAGUGUACAAGGGCGUUGAAGCUGGCGACGCAAACAAGUUGGGGGCGGUAAAGGCAGCGUUUAAGAACGCCGACGAGUGGCUGAAGACUUACCGGUAGGUGAAGCCUCGACUAGUGCGGAGGAGAGUAGCUUCGGCAACUUGACGGCUCGAAACGGAGCCAAGGCAGCCUGAGAAUUUUUGGAAGUGGGGGAACUUUGAGCAUACCUCGCAAGUGGAACUGUAGCCGACAAAGGGGUCUGGAGUCUAUUGAAGUGACGCAUAGUUCUUGCGGCGAUUUGAUACAGUGAGGAAAUACGUCAGAUGAGAAAAGAAGAUGCGGGACGACAAAAAGCUCUUGCGGACAGCUUGGCCUAACAAAGAUUUCGAAGCGUCCCAAGGCGCUGCUCGGGGCUCGUUUUGCACAGGAGAACGUCAGUCAGUAUCGAGAAAAAAACACGAUAGCGUUUUUUGAUGGGGGCAUAUCAAAAAGAGACACAGGUGUAUUGGUGGGCUCAUGAAGAUCUGAAAACCACAUUUCAAUAUCAACCAUCCAUCACUAUGUCGUCUCUCCGC